Messenger RNA from Magallana angulata, 2801 nucleotides. RefSeq lists its product as uncharacterized. The record is from RefSeq and is a predicted model, not a curated record. The coding region runs from base 268 to 2526 and encodes 752 amino acids. NCBI's taxonomy places the organism in Eukaryota, Metazoa, Mollusca, Bivalvia, Ostreida, Ostreidae. The transcript is spliced from 3 exons.
UUUCUUUUGCAAUAAGAAAGUCUUAUUUUAUCAUUUAUUUUAGUUAGUAACAUCAAUUUUAUUCUAAUUUCAAUUGAGUGAUUUCUUUCAUAUUUGACUUUUUCAUAAUUGGUAAAUUCAUAAAUUCAAGCCCUUUAAUUCAUUUUAACUCUCAUCAUAUGUUUAAUGCAAAAAGUGCGGACAAAUUACAGAAACUUUACUAAUCGGAGUUAUAGCCCCUGAUCAAGGACAGUUAUCACGUUAUUCCGGAUAAGGUCCACUGUCACCAUGGCGACACGCGGGCUUGUUCUGUUGGUGUUAGUGGCAGCCUUUUGUGAGGCGGCAAAAAAACAAGGUAAUGUCGAUUUCAUCGGUGAGUGGAACUUUCCCAGUCUCCCAUCUCUAUCUAAACAAAUACACAACUUUAUUUCGGGCAAAUCUAGCACUCAGUAUUUGCAACGUGUUAACGACAAACCAAAAGCCUCGCUUUCGUCCAGACAAAGGGGGAGGCAGUUUUCUCCAAGUCGACCCCCGGUGCCUCCCCCGGCGCCUUCGUUCAGUAUCCAUGGCAACAGUCAAUAUUUGAAUUAUCCCAAAUCCCAGAACUUGAAGAUAGUCCCGCGGGUCAGAGCAAGGGAGAGGAUUUUCAUUCGGAGCCAGUUGAAUCCUACCCCAACACAGCAAAUGGCAAGACCCCAGAGGGCCCAAGUAAAGCCGGUCCACCCACAGUACCAGCGUCCUCCUGAACCCCGCACUAACCGUAACCACCGACCUUCUACGUCACGUAUAGUUCAGGCGAGGGGACCGUCUCACAACCCGCCAACAGUGCCGUCGUCUCCGACGUUUGCUUAUACCGUCCCUCCAGUGCAUCAAGCCCCGCCUCAACGUCAACCUCAACGCCAGCAUCACGUUAACCACAGCAGGAACCAAGGUAAACCUCAACCUCAGAAGCAACAAUUUUUCUACCCUCCCCCACAGCCAGUUCAGCAACAAUCACCGCAACCAGUGCAACAUCAAGCGCCGCCGUCAGUGAAACCGCACCCACAGUUCUAUCAGCCACAAACCUAUCCACCAUCUCAACAAUCGCAACAAAAACCGCCGCCACCAGCAGAGAGAGCAGCCAAUCCUCCAUCGCAACCUCUACCGCAACAGCCGAUGGUCGCCCACCCACCAUACGGAGUGCCCCCGCAGUACUACCAAGCAGGGUAUUAUCCCUACCCCCAGUACUACCCCCCUCAAGUACAUCAGGUCCCACCCCCGGCACCGAAACCUACAACUACCCUCGCCCCAACCACUACCACUGCGCCAGAGAGGGAAGUGGAGGUUGAAGGCAAAGGAAAAGGUGGUACCACCGCCGCCCCUCAAACAAAGCCACCACUGCAAUAUCUCCCGGUACAGUACGUGCCUGUCCCCCAGUAUAUCCCGGUGCCUCAGAACCAAGCACCUGUACAGCCUUCAUCGUUUUAUCCAGUUCCUCAGGUGACCGAUCCUCCGCCGCCAGUGCAAUAUAUUCCCGUACCGGAAACCGCUCAACCACAACAACAACCGCAAUAUAACCCCAUACCACAAACUGCACCCCCUCAACAACAACCACCGAUUCACCAGACUCUUCAUCAACAACAGCAACAACAUUAUGCUCCCAUUCAACAACAACAACCGCAGCAUUACAUUUCACAAACGCCCCAACCUCAACAAUAUCAUCCCAUCCCAGAAUAUCCAAUGCAAGCGAUGUCUCACACCCCUCAACAAUACAACCCGGCUCCACAGGCUCAACAACACCAGCAAUACAAUCCUGUUCCAGAGACCCCUCAACCCAAUUAUCAGCCAUAUAAUCCCAUUCCACAAAGUCCCCACCCACAGCAGCAACAAUACGCCCCAAUACCUCAUGCAACACAGCCACCUCGAUAUCCUGUAAUCCAGACCACUGUGGCCCCACCCAAUCCACAGUGUAACUACUGGUACAUUGACCGUGGUGUGUACAAGUGGUAUCCCUGCCAGCUCCCGAAAACCGGUCCACCACCAACGGUUCAACCUAAAGUGGUCACAACUCCCAGAAAAACCACAACUACCACCACUACUACUACUACCACAACGACUACAACCCCCGCCCCCACCCCCGCACCCACCCCAGCACCGACACCCGCACCCACUCCGAAGCCAACCCCAGCGCCAACUCCCGCCCCAACCCCGGCGCCAACUUUAGCGCCAAUUCUGCCGCCAACCACUGCUGCUCCACAGUAUAAUUCCCCUCAGUGCGACUACUGGUAUAUCGAGAAUGGUGUGUACAAAUGGUACGAGUGUCCUACCACUAACCCCCCUACCACUACACAGUCACCCUUUCAAGGACUGUUCGAUUUCUUCUUUGGUGCUCCCACGCAACCGCCAGUUCCCACGCAACCUCCGAGGCGCCAAUUUUCAAAUUUGCGUAACUUUAAUAACAUUGAAUCACAUUUCGGCGGUGCUAGUAGUUUUAAUAUGGAACCAUUUUGGAAGCCUUCACCGGUGAGGUUGGAUAUUACGUAUAAAGAAGUUGAGAGAAAAUCGUGAACAGUGAAGUCGAAACAAUGAAAAAAUACAGCACUGCAUUCUUGUAGAUUGAUCGUGGGUUGUCGGACAUUGUCAUUCAUAGUGCUACUCUAAGAAUUGACCUGUGGAUUUCGUUACGCUUCAAGAAAUAAGAUUAUACUUAUUAGAUCUGUGGUUCUUUGGUUUUUAAGUGCAGAACUGUUUCUGAUUACUUGAUGUUUACAAGCGAUGUUUUCAAUAUUUUAUAAUAAAAUAUAAAAAUGGCUGCAUUGCACUUGAAAAAUAUGUUUUUUGCC